Messenger RNA from Aplosporella prunicola CBS 121167, 543 nucleotides. RefSeq lists its product as uncharacterized. The transcript has 5 exons. Gene Ontology annotation, biological process: response to oxidative stress. Lineage: Eukaryota; Fungi; Ascomycota; Dothideomycetes; Botryosphaeriales; Aplosporellaceae. The record is from RefSeq and is a predicted model, not a curated record. The coding region runs from base 68 to 436 and encodes 122 amino acids.
ACGACGUCGAGCUACCGGCGCGCGGGCACAUCCCGCCUGUACCUAGAGAGUCCAAUCCGCAACCACCAUGAUCAACCCCACCUAUCUCGCCCAGCGCACGCGCUCGUCCGUCAACUGGAACGAUGCCAAGUUCCGCGUGCUGAAGUCCUACCGCGAGUGGCUGCGCGCCGCCCCCGAGAUCCAGCAGAUGUACUCCCUGAGCAUGCCCGUCUCGCAGAUCAGGACCAAGGUCCGCCAGGAGUUUGAGAGGCACCGCUACGUCUCGCAGCUGCAGGCCGUCGAUGUCCUGCUCUUCAACUCGCACUCCGAGUUCCAGGAGACUCUCAACUACUGGAAGCAGUUGACGCACGUCCUGAAGUACUUCAGGGCAGAGGAGGACUCCAGGACCAAGCUGCCCCACAACUUCAUCAGCGGUUUCCUCGAGGGUCGCAACUAAGCCUGCUUUUUCCGACGCCCUGUACAUAUGCAAUACCAAAGUUUUCUCUUUUCCUUGCAGCGCCGUAGCAACAUGCACUUGACCUAAUGCUCCAUGAACGCCUGCUA